Adineta steineri is the source of this 390-nucleotide messenger RNA. NCBI's taxonomy places the organism in Eukaryota, Metazoa, Rotifera, Eurotatoria, Adinetida, Adinetidae. The record is from the annotation of a GenBank genome assembly.
AUGCGAACAUUAUUGAUUAUUUUUUCAAUCGGUUUACUUUGUACUUUAGUACAAUAUUCAAGUGGAAAACCAAUUCAAGCCAAUCCAUCUUCAAGUGAAGAGGAUGAUGAUGUGGAAUCAAUGCAAAAUAAUAAUUAUGAAAUAAGCAGCGCUAAUAAUGAUGAAAGUGAUGAAACAAUACCAAGUUCACAAUCUGUUGUUGAUCCAGUUGAUGAUAGUGAACCACAAGCAACAGGUUUACAUUUUUUUGAAGCUGUAGAACAAUUAAAAGAACAAGAUAGCAACAGCAAUGAAGACGAUAGUAUUAAUAGUGAUGAAGAUCGCUCAAGUUCUUUAAAUACUGCUAAUAAUAAUUAUGGCAUCGUCGUUGAAGAUAGCGAUGAAAAAUAA